ACUGAGAGAAUGAAAGAAACCUAAUCAAGAGCGACACACUUGUAAACACAGCCUCACCCGGACAUACAGGUAUAACCGGUGAGAUGUACGGGUGGGUGUGUGUGAGGAAUGUGAUGGGAGUGGUGAAAGGGACAGACUGAGACACUGAAAAUAAGAGAAGUGCCAUAACAUAGCAGCCGGAGAGCCUGGGAGGGAGAGUGACGGAGAAAUGGCUGAAGCCCCAAAGAUCGAGCUCUUCAUCAAGGCGAGUAACGAUGGUGAGAGUGUGGGUAACUGUCCCUUCUGCCAGCGCCUCUUCAUGAUCCUCUGGCUGAAAGGUGUGAAUUUCACCCUCACUACUGUCGACAUGAAGAGGGCCCCGGAGGUUCUGAAAGACCUGGCCCCCGGCUCACAGCCCCCAUUUCUGCUUUACAACAACGAUGUACGCACAGACACUAACAAGAUCGAGGAGUUCCUGGAGGAGACGCUGGCCCCCCCUCAGUACCCUAAGCUCUGCUGUCGCUAUAAGGAAUCCAACGGUGCUGGAGAUGAUAUCUUCCACAAGUUCUCCGCCUAUGUCAAGAAUCCCAACCCUGGCCUGAAUGACAUGCUGGAAAAGAAGUUUCUGAAGAGCUUAAUGAAGCUGGACCAGUACCUGCUAACCCCGCUUCCAAACGAACUGGACAAGAACCCCAACAUAACAGAAUCUUCCAGGCUCUUCCUGGAUGGGAACACACUGACACUGGCAGACUGCAACCUGCUGCCCAAGCUCAACAUCGUGAAGGUUGUGUGCAGAAAGUACCGGGAUUUCGAGAUUCCUGCCGCCCUGAAGGGCCUGACACGGUAUCUGGAAAAUACUUACAAGCGGGACGAGUUCCGCUUCACCUGCCCCAACGACGCCGAGAUCCUGCUGGCCUACCACGCAGUGGCCAAGUACCUCACCAGAUAGAGAGCAACUGAAGCCAAGUCUAUGGAGAGAGAGGGAGAGAGAGGGAGAAGAGGGGAGGAGAGGAGAUGAAGGAAGAAACGCUUAUGUAUCAUUUUCCCUCCGGAGUAUCUGCCGUCACUGAUACAGUCCCAGCCCCCUGUAUGACUGCAUUUCAUUCUGCCACUUCUGGAUAAAUGUCACUUCUACGCAGCUCUAGCAGCACUGUAUAAAUAAAUGAACAUCGCAUUCCUCGUAGACCUAUCAGCUUAGACCAUUUGUUUCUGGAAGGCUUCCAUUAUGGUGGCGCUGGAUUUUCUUAAGGGACAAAUAUGCUUACAGCUUUUAAUUAGUUUUAUUUCACCUAAGAAAGAUUUUUGUUCAUUUUCAUAUCAUGGAGGCACAUGAAAGCCGCCCAUCUAGCUGUGUUUAGUAAUAUUGGUUUGUAUUAAUUCCUCUCUUUUAAUAAAGUAUUUAAAUGAUGAAUGAAGUGUGUAAA
Paramormyrops kingsleyae is the source of this 1403-nucleotide messenger RNA. RefSeq names its product chloride intracellular channel 3 (gene clic3). The record is from RefSeq and is a predicted model, not a curated record. NCBI's taxonomy places the organism in Eukaryota, Metazoa, Chordata, Actinopteri, Osteoglossiformes, Mormyridae.